Rhinichthys klamathensis goyatoka is the source of this 9796-nucleotide messenger RNA. It is a transcript of the gene rev3l, whose product is annotated as REV3 like, DNA directed polymerase zeta catalytic subunit. NCBI's taxonomy places the organism in Eukaryota, Metazoa, Chordata, Actinopteri, Cypriniformes, Leuciscidae. Gene Ontology annotation, cellular component: nucleus; zeta DNA polymerase complex. The record is from RefSeq and is a predicted model, not a curated record. The coding region runs from base 403 to 9453 and encodes 3016 amino acids. The transcript has 32 exons. Gene Ontology annotation, molecular function: nucleotide binding; DNA-directed DNA polymerase activity; DNA binding. Gene Ontology annotation, biological process: double-strand break repair via homologous recombination; error-prone translesion synthesis.
GCAGCAGCAGAAGUGAAGUGAGCUGAACUGGCUGACCCAGCUGCUGGCUGCAAGGAAUGCUGCAGUGCACUAUAUGUGGAUAUGGGCUGGAUGGGAAUGAUUAGGGUUGCCCAACAGUGUCGUGAUCGUAUUACAGAGGAGGGGGAGUGAACAUUAGGUUUUCUUUUCAAUCGGAAUACAUGUUGUAUUUGAAGAGUUUGGGUAACGUUUGGAAUUAAAGCUGUGAUCUUUGGGAAUCAUUUGCAUCAUAUGAUUACCGAAUGUUUGUGCUCCAUAUUUCUGCAAAUCACGCUCUGCUCAAAGCCGCCUGUUUCACGCAGCUGGAACAACUAGGCUCGGCUGCUGCCUUUAUCUUUAUUUGUCAAUAGCACCUCAUGUUCGGGUCGGUUCUGCAGGGCAACCAUGUUUUCAUUGAGGAUCGUCACGGCGGAUUAUUACAUGAGCAGCCCGAUCCGAGAGCUGGACGCCUGUUACUCUGAGUUCAGAGAGAGUGAUGUCAAGAAAGUGCCCGUGGUGCGGAUCUUUGGGGCAACACCAGCAGGCCAGAAGACAUGUCUUCAUCUCCAUGGCUUGUUCCCAUACAUCUACGUGCCGUAUGACGGAUUUGGACAGGAAGCAGAUCGGUACCUUCGACAGGUGGCCUACAGUAUUGACAGAGCCCUGAAUGUCAGCAUGGGAAACCCCUCGUCUAAUGUGCAGCACAUCUUUAAAGUGGUUCUGGUGUCUGGCAUGCCUUUCUAUGGAUACCAUAUGAAGGAAAAAACCUUUAUGAAGAUUUACCUAUACAACCCACAGAUGGUCAAAAGGGUGAGUGAACUCCUGCAGGGUGGAGCUGUAAUGAAUAAGAGUUUUCAGCCCCAUGAAGCUCAUAUUCCCUUCCUGCUCCAGCUCUUUAUCGAUUACAACCUCUACGGCAUGAACAUGAUCAGUCUUGCUGCUGUUAAGUUUCGAAAAAGCAGUGCAACAGGAGAGCAGAUGUUGAAUAUAGGGGGCAGCACCAGCCCAUGGAAGAAUCCCUGUGUGUCCAAACUCAGUGACAGCGAGCUGAGGGAUACAAUGUGUACUCGCUGGGAGGAGGACAACAUACCAAGUUCUCUGGUUUUAGAGGAGGUGGAACGGAUGAGUGUGUGCGAGCUGGAGGUCGAUGCCGUGGCUGCUGAUGUUCUCAACCGUUUAGAGAUUGAGAAUCAGAUUGGUAGAAACCCUGGUCUCCAGGCCAUCUGGGAUGAUGAGAAACAGCGACGACGGGAGAACAGUGAAAGCUCUCAUAUUGAAAUGCCUGAAUCGCAAGAUCGAGGCUUUGUAGAGUUUGCAGAGAGUGAAAGAAUCUUCAUGAAGAGGUUUAAGGAAAUUCUCAGGGAAAAUGCAUUUGACGUGACUCAGACUGGGUCUGAAGUCGAUUCUUUUCCUGAGCUCUCACUCCAUCCUGCUGUGCUUAGCCCAGAUGACUUGCCUUUCAUACCUGCCAGCCAAGUGGAUGUGCAUCAAGAUGCUGUCAAAGAUACAAAAAGGCAUGGUGGGAAAGAUGCUGAAGUGGCAGUUGUUGAUGAAGAGGCCAUUUUAAGUUUGUUGGAAAACAGUCAGACCUUCCUCCCUCUCUCUCAGAGAACCAACCAAUCAGCAAUACUUGACAGCAAUCAAGACCAGGCCAUGGUUGAUCUGCUAGAAGCAUUGGCAGAUGAUGGGUUUAGAGCCGACAGGUCCAGAGCAGUGUCCCAGCAGCUGUCUGCUAGCUGUGGCUAUAACAGUGAUGAUGAGGAAGCUGGGCCUGAACUGGAGAAAAAUGAGUCAGAGCUCAGUAAAAUCAUGUCACAAAGAUGGGACAGUGACAUGCCAGAACCCUCUGCCAGGAAAAGAUUAUGCAUGAAAGAAGCAAAUGAAAGCUCCAGCGAAGAACAGCAAGCCUCAUCAGAUGAAGAGGUGUAUUGGAGUGGAAACAGUGCUCUCCUUACUGGCUUGUCCAUUCCACAGUUGGAUGGAGCUGCAGAUGAGAAUAGUGAUUCAUCACUAACAGACAAAGGAUCAAGGACACAUUCAUCUCUAAUAGCAACAGAAAAGAUCCUUGGUAGAAGAAAUGUUUUUCCAAAUGAAGCUGUCCGUAUGGAGCCACCGUCCUCUGCUAAAAUUGUUCUUGAGUACAAAUGUGCUGAACAGAGACUCAAUCAAGAGGAUUUAGCAGAUAAGCAUUUAAAAAGUCAAGAGGCAAACGAAUGUUCAACUGGAUUAAGAGUUAACAAAGAGGUGCCAUAUAUUCAACCAGUUAAACACCCAGUCCCUUCCAAUACAGCAAAUAUAUCUAAAAUUGGUGCUGAAAAAAUUGGUAUGCACCCUUUGUACACUGGUGAAAACCAAGCCACUGGUCUUAAUCAGCCAGAUCCUGAUGAUUCAGUGUUUGGAAACUCUAAGCUUCCCCUGAGCAUAAAAAAAUAUACCAGUAUUAAAAAUUUGGAAAAGAACCAUUUAUCUAUCCUGGAGAAUCACAGGAGCUUCUCUGUAUGUUAUUCUGAGCUGAUGAACUGCCCCACCAAGACUGAAAUGGAACUCAGUCCAAAUGAUUGCAGAAGUACUGUGAUAAGUUUUGACCAGACACAAAGCCCUGUGGAAGAGAGUCAAGCUUUGGUCCCUCAAGAAGCUGAGACAGGACAGGGAGGAAAAGAGGAAGAUGUUGGUGAACUGAAAAUAAGAUACGAGGACUACCAAGAGAAUAAAACUGAGAGGACCAUUGUGGCACAGCAGGAGGCACACUACAAAUUUUUUCCAAGCGUAAUUCUGUCUAAUUGCCUGUCCAGACCCAUCAAAAAACAGGCCUGGAACAAGACUGGGGAUGGUUGCUGUAUCUUAGACAAUCCUGAACAGCGAAGGUCAAGGUUAAAGUUGACCAAAAAGAGAACUACAUUAGGUCAAAAACGGGUAAGUCCUGUAAGGACUCCAUCUCCAAUGAAAGAGGAAGUCACAGUGCUUCCUUCCAUCACUCCAGACUUUCUCCCAGAAAUGUAUAAGGAGGUUGACACGAAAACUUCAGAUCCACCAACUAUUAAAGGUUUACUUGAGAGCUCAAUAGAUGAAAAACUUGCAGAUAUUCCCAUCAAAGUCUCUUGCACAAAGGUGUCCAGUUUGCCAGGUAGCAAAUAUACCUUGCGGACAAAAAGAAAAAGGAGUUGCGACAGUGAAAAGGGGGAUCAUGAAAGUUCUGGUUCUUUCAAACAAGCUUUGGUGCAACAUGAAGGCUUUAAAGGCAAAGAUCAUGUCUUCAGCCAAAAAAAGAGGAAACUGGCUAAAAAAGAGCCACCAAUCAUCAUCAAAUAUAUAAUCAUUAACAGAUUCAAAGGUCAGAAGAACAUGCUAGUGAAGAUUUCUAAAAUUAAGGCUGAGGAAACGCACACAGUUUUAACACCAGAAAAGCUUGCCGAAUACAAAAAGCUCGCUCCUCUCAAAGAAUUCUGGCCCAAAGUGCCAGAGUCUACGGCAGUGAAGUACCCGCUACUUGAGCCAAAAGUAAAGAAAUGUCCUAAACGAAAAACCAAGGUCAACCCAAUAUCAAAGAGGGCCAGCACCUCCCCAAGAUCUAGAUGUCCACGAGCAAAUCAGACUAGGAGGGCAAAGCGGCCCAAAGCAUUGUUAAAUUUGCCAAAAUUACCCCCUCCAUGGCCUUGUUAUAAUGAUUUCACUGAUGACUGCUGUACAGAGUAUUCUGAUGUGAUGGUGGAGUUGGGUUAUUUGUCAGAAAGAGCCCCCAGUCCUACUGAUUCAACCCCACCAAGAUGUUGGUCUCCUACGGAGCCUUUACUGGAAUCAAAUUCAAAUGAUCAUCUUAUAAACCCCCAUAAUGAUCCAUGUCUAGGUUCACCCUAUCAAGCACUGGCUUCAAAACCAUGCCGAAGAGGUCUGUGGGAUAGAAGCAGCACACCCAGGCCUAAAAAGUCUUCUGCUACCAGCCCAAAAAGACGAAUUAAUACCUCAACAAAGUCAGGGAACAAAGAUUCUGUGAAAACUGAGGAGUCACAAAGGAGAAGUAUUCCAGCAGCUUCAAGGAGGCAAAAAAAACAGUGUGAAGGUAUUGAAGGGACUGUUCUCGGAGAUGGCACAUCAACUUCUCAGAAAGGCGGGAUGCUGAAUAAGAAGCAAUCCCUGAGAAAAAAGCAGGUCAAAGGUAAGAAGAGUAAUAAUUCACAGGCUUCACAUUCAGUUGACACUGCACCUAUUACUUCCUCAUCUGAUGACAUGACUCCUUUCCAAUGUCCCAGUUUUCAAAAAAGCAGUCAAGAGGAUCUUACUGUCAGUUGUUCAGACUUCAAAACAGAGGUCACCAGCAUAGGAAAAAGGUCAAAUCAAGAUGUUUUUCUCAUCAAUGCCAUUUCCUCAAAUGACUCGCAAAAAGAUUCACAGAUUACACCCAAUACCUGUAUUGAAAAACCUCUGAACAGUAUUCUUUCCCCAGCCACAAAGUCUGUUGGUUAUCCAUGUUCUGUCAUCACAUACAGCAGUUCCAAUUCAAAAUCACAAAAUACUAGUCAAGAUGGGACCAUUACAAAAAAUCCCUAUGAAUUCAAUUCAGAUGCCUCUGGCCAUGAAGAAAGCCCCAGUAUCGUACAGCAUUCACAAUCAAACAGAAAAGCCACUGUAAAGUCAAGAAGACCGCAAACAAAAAAGAAAGAUACCGUAACAACUUUAUUGGAGUCUGUUGAUUGUAGAUCCUCCCUUAUGUCCUCUGUUAAGAGUGCAAUUACAGAUGGAUCUCACACAGGUCUCACAUUGCCGUCAGACCCUAAAAAUAGGGAAAUGUUUGUUCCUGAGAUCCCUUCUGGACUGGCUGUCUUGAAAGAGCUUCUCCAGAAGAGGCAACUCAAGGCAGGAAAGGAACCACAUAAAAGUGAUCAAAUGACUGAGAUUGUGUUUUCUACCAGUCAAUCAACUGAUAUUUCCAAACCAGCCAAAUCUAGAAGAGCUCUUUCAUCAACAUCAAGAAAAGCAAGGGGUGCAAGAACUAAAGUGCCAAAAGAGUUAAAGUCCAAAAUCAGAAGUAAGAAAAGAAAACCUGAUGAUUUGAGAGUUGACUAUUUUUCAUCAGAUGACAGUCCUGUGUUUUUGUCUGAUCCUGGCUUUGACAGCUGUUGCUCUAUUGAGGAUAGCUUGUCCCCGGAGCUCCCAGACAAUUACAGUUUUGAUAUCAAUGCCAUUGGCCAAACCGAGUUCUCCAGUCUGUAUUCAAGUAACCAGUUUGUGUUAACUGACAAGCACUUGCCUCAGAAGUUCCUCAGUGAUGUCAGUCAGGAGGCAAUCAAUGCCCUGGUUGGGUUGGGGGACAGAUCUCAAAAGAUGUUUGACGUUGAUGAGAACAGCAAGCAUGAACAGGACUGGAACAAGUCUGGGGCUCUUAGUCCAGAACUCUUUGAUAAGACAUCUUGUGAAAAUGGCAGAGUUUAUACCAGUAAGGUAUCUCUGUCUCUGCUUGAUUCAGAAAAGAUCUUUAGCAAAGAUUGGGUGGGCUCUUUAGGUAAAAUCCAUGGCCUCAGCCACUUUCAGGACUUUCACUGUGAAAAGAGAGAUGUGUUGCUUGACCCAGAGCCCUUUUCCCCCCUUACUUCUGCUAAUUUUGCUUAUAGUGGUGUUUCCCCAAAUAGUGAUCCCCUAGAUGGCAGUUCAGCAACACCAAGCAGUUCCCCACGGUCCAUCAACUCACUGUCCCAGCUGAAAAAUGCUGGUCAGAGUUCAAAGAGCGGAGGAACUCACAUUCUCAAACCUCUCAUGUCUCCGCCUACUCGAGAAGAAAUCUUAGCUACUUUGAUUGAUCUGGACCUCUCAGAAGCCACCUACCAGGAACCAUUCUGCAGUGACCCAUCAGAUGCACCAUUGAAGCCAAGGGAGGUUGGUGGUCGGAAGUUGAUUUUGGAAACCAGGCUGGCGAAUGAACUAGUUGAAUUUCAUGGAGACUUAUCUCAAGACGGCUUACAUUUUUGGAAAGUUGCAUUUUGUGCCAUGACAAAUCAAGCCUCUGCACCAACCUAUGGGUUUAAAUCAUCUAUAUUUAUCAAGGACCAAAACCCAUCUUCUGGCAGUGAUCACAAAGUGAUCAUGCUUCCCUGCAAGUGUGCUCCAAGCCCAGAAGAGGUGCAGCUCUGGCUGCAGGCCAAAAAACAGUAUGAGUGCCUUCAGAGGGACAAGAAACAAAUGUGUGGCCAGGCAGUUGCAGAGCUGAUGCAGAGUACAUAUGACAAGAUUUCAUCUCAGAAAAAGGACUUGAAUUCGCCUUCCUCAGAGCAUCAUGAUAAAACGCUUGAAAAAGCUUCAGAGUUGCAGAGUAUCAGUAGGAAUGGCUUAAGUUUACCCCACCUUUUCUCACCAGUUAUGGCAGCUUCAUCUGACACUAGCCCUAAGAGUGUGAAAUGUACCUUGGACAUGGAAACAAACAAAAGUUAUCAGAUUAUCACUUCUCCAAACUCUCCUGAGAUUUCUACAUGGCAGCAAGGCCUAGCUGAGAUUAAACAAGAUGAGGACAAGGAGGAUUUUACUGAUGGAUUGCAAUUCCCUGACAUGGAUCAGUCUCAAAAUCUCAAUGGUACUGAAAAUGUACUGCCAAAGGACCACUUGAGUCCAUCACUUUUUCCCAUUAAAGACCCAGAUGUCAAAUGCUCUUACCUGCUCCAUAGCACACCUGUCCACAGGAGAAGCUGCAUUGACGACGAUGGGUCAAGCUGUAGUCCAAUAAGAAAUGAGGACAUGGAGCCCAGAUCACAGCGGCUACAUCGGAAGAGUAACAAAAAAAAAGAUGCUUUACGGAGAGUAUUGCUUACCACACAAAUUAAGAAUCAGCUUACCAAUGUGAAUGUUCCAAAGAGAGAGAACUCCCAGAUUGAGGGACCGUCAAUCUGUAAUUCAUAUGGCUUUAAAGUCAGUAUGCAGAACUUGCAGGAGGCCAAAGCAUUGCAUGAGGUACAGCACCUCACACUGAUAAGCAUGGAGCUUCAUGCAAGGACUCGACGUGACCUUGAGCCUGACCCUGAAUUUGACCCAAUUUGUGCUUUAUUCUACUGCCUCAGUUCUGAUGUCCCUCUCCCCAAAUCUAACACUAUCCAGAUGACGGGGGCCAUUGUCAUUGAUAAAGAUUCUUGUGGUUCAUCUGAAGCCUCCAGGAGCACAGCACCCUUUCUUUUUAGAUCUGGUGUGACAGGACUGCAGGUGACCUAUGCCAGUGAUGAGAAGGAGCUGUUUGAAGAGAUCUCCAACAUUGUUAGAAAGUUUGACCCAGACAUUCUGGUUGGCUAUGAGGUCCAGAUGCACUCUUGGGGUUACCUCCUGCAGCGCGCUUCAACCCUCGGUGUGGACCUGUGCCAGCAGCUCUCUCGUGUGCCAGGAGAUUCAAAGGAGAAUCGGUUCAUGGCAGAAAAAGAUGAAUAUGGUGCAGACACUAUGACGGAAAUCCAUAUUAUUGGACGCAUUGUCCUCAACUUGUGGAGAGUUAUGAAGACUGAGGCUGCGUUGAAUAACUACACUUUUGAGAAUGUGGCCUUCCACCUCCUGCAUCAGCGCUUUCCUCUUUACAGCCCUCGCACACUCUCUGACUGGUUUGACCACAACACACACCUGCACAGGUGGAAAGUGGUGGAUCAUUAUGUGAGCCGUGUGUGUGGUACAGUCCAGUUACUCCAGCAGCAGGACAUUAUUGGCAGGACAAGUGAGCUGGCACGCGUGUUUGGAAUUCAGUUCUACCAUGUGCUAACCAGGGGCUCACAGUACCGUGUGGAAUCAAUGAUGUUAAGGAUUGCGAAGCCAUUGAAUUACAUCCCAGUGACACCGAGCACACAGCAGCGCGCCCAGCAAAGGGCCCCGCAGUGCAUCCCACUGGUCAUGGAGCCAGAGUCGCGUUUCUAUAGCAACUCGGUCAUUGUGUUAGAUUUCCAGUCACUGUAUCCAUCCAUCAUCAUUGCCUACAAUUACUGUUACUCCACCUGCCUUGGCCAUGUCGAGAACCUCGGAACGUGCGAUGAGUUCAGGUUUGGUUGUACAUCCCUCAGAGUCCCUCCUGACCUCCUAUACCAGCUCAGAAAUGACAUCACCAUUUCUCCCAAUGGUGUCGCAUUUGUUAAGUCAUCAGUGCGGAGGGGUGUACUUCCACGGAUGCUGGAGGAGAUUUUGAAGACCAGGAUCAUGGUGAAGCAGUCCAUGAAGGCGUACAAGAACGACAAAGCUCUGUUGCGCCUGCUGGAUGCCAGGCAGCUCGGCCUCAAACUCAUUGCUAAUGUCACUUUCGGUUACACUGCUGCCAACUUCUCGGGACGAAUGCCCAGCGUUGAGGUAGGCGACAGCAUUGUGCACAAGGCCCGAGAGACUCUGGAGAGAGCCAUAAAGAUGGUCAAUGACACCAAGAAGUGGGGAGCGCGUGUGGUCUAUGGAGAUACAGACAGUAUGUUUGUGUUGUUGAAAGGAGCAACUAAGGAACAGGCAUUUAAGAUUGGUAAUGAAAUUGCCGAGGCUGUCACUGCCACCAACCCUAAACCCAUCAAAUUGAAAUUUGAGAAGGUGUACCUCCCAUGCGUUUUACAGACGAAGAAGCGUUACGUUGGAUACAUGUAUGAGAGUUUGGAUCAGAAAAACCCAGUGUUUGAUGCCAAAGGCAUUGAAACUGUGCGUCGUGAUGGCUGCCCCGCUGUUGCCAAGAUCCUGGAGCGAUCUCUGAAGCUGCUUUUUGAGUCGCGUGACAUCAGCCAGGUGAAGCAGUACGUGCAGCGGCAGUGUGUGAAGGUGCUGGAGGCCAAAGCCAGCAUGCAGGACCUCAUCUUUGCCAAAGAAUACCGCGGCAGCGGGUCGUACCGGCCAGGGGCCUGUGUCCCUGCUCUGGAACUGACCAGGCGUAUGAUGGCACAUGAUCGGCGGUUGGAGCCGCGUGUGGGUCAGCGUGUGCCGUAUGUCAUUGUGUACGGGACGCCGGGAGUGCCGCUCAUACAGCUGGUUCGGCGUCCUGUAGAGGUACUGCAGGACCCCAGCCUGCGCCUCAACGCCACCUACUACAUCACCAAGCAGAUCUUGCCACCACUUGCACGAAUUUUUAACCUGAUUGGAGUAGAUGUGUUCAUCUGGUACCACGAGUUGCCGAGGGUACAGAAGGCCUGGAGCUCUGCGGGGGGUGGAGGAGGAGAUGAGGGCACAAGAAAGGGCACCAUCUCUCAGUACUUUACAACACUGCAUUGCCCAGUUUGUGAUGAGCUGACACAGCUGGGAGUGUGUGAGCGAUGCCGAGCCGAACCGCAGCGCGUUGCGGUUCACCUACACCAAGACCUGCGGCUUUGGGAAAGCCAGCAAGACCAGCUCCUAAAGGUAUGUAGAAGUUGCAGUGGCAGUGCAGAGCGUCAGGUGCCAUGUGUCUCAUUGGACUGCCCUGUACUCUACAAGCUGUCUCGUGUCAGUCGACAUCUUUCCCGAGGACCAUACCUUCGCCAGCUGCUGGAGCAGUUCUGAGAGUCCUCUUUCAUUUUACUCUGGUGCUAUUAACACUGUGCCAUUCAGCACAAUUUCUAUGUGUCAUUGUUUGAAAAGGUGCUUUUUUCCCCUACGUGACCUUUGAGAGAUUCCAUCUAAUACUGUUUGACUGCAUUGUAGGGGGACUGAAGAGGCCUUAAAUACAGAAAAGAGGAAGAUGAUUUUGAUGCACUGUGUUUGAAUUUGCUUCAUGGUUGUUGUCAGAGUGUUAAAUAAUUUGGUACAUUUCUGCAGAUUGACAGGCCAAACAUUUACAGCAUAAUCCUCUCUAAACUGAACCUCGUACUGUAGCAGUUUGUAAAUCAAGGAGAUUCAGUACUGG